GGAAAUAUUCCUGACUACAACGACCACGAACAACAAGGCAUAAUGAAGGUGGAAAUCUGCUCAUUCUCCGGUGCUAAAGUUUACCCUGGAGCUGGAAGACUCUUUGUUCGUGGAGACAACAAGGUUUUCCGCUUUGUAAACAAGAAGUCUGAGAGCCUCUUCCUCCAACGUAAGAACCCCCGUCGUUUGUCAUGGACUGUCCUUUACCGUCGUAUGCACAAGAAGGGUCUUUCUGAGGAAUCUACCAAGAAGCGCUCUCGCCGUACUGUCAAGCACCAACGUGGUGUUGUCGGUGCUUCCGUCGAUGUCAUCAAGGAAAAGCGUAACCAACGUCCUGAAGUCCGUGCUGCCGCUCGUGCUUCCGCUUUGAAGCAAGCCAAGGACAAGAAGGCUACUUCUAAGUCCGAGAAGAAGGCUGGCAAUGCCAAGUCUUCUGCCGGUGCUGCCCGUGGUCAAGCCAUCAAGAACGCCAAGGCUGCUGCUAGUCAGUAGAUUGUUUAAAAAUCAAUAAGCAUGAUUUCUUGGGUUAUGGA
Molecule: messenger RNA, 533 nt
Organism: Schizosaccharomyces octosporus yFS286
Lineage: Eukaryota; Fungi; Ascomycota; Schizosaccharomycetes; Schizosaccharomycetales; Schizosaccharomycetaceae
Product: 60S ribosomal protein L24
Exons: 1
Coding region: 43-492 (149 amino acids)
Biological process (GO): cytoplasmic translation
Cellular component (GO): cytosolic large ribosomal subunit
Molecular function (GO): structural constituent of ribosome; mRNA binding
Source: RefSeq, a predicted model, not a curated record